This is a messenger RNA of Hibiscus syriacus, 588 nucleotides long. RefSeq lists its product as uncharacterized. The coding region runs from base 1 to 588 and encodes 195 amino acids. The record is from RefSeq and is a predicted model, not a curated record. Lineage: Eukaryota; Viridiplantae; Streptophyta; Magnoliopsida; Malvales; Malvaceae. The transcript has 2 exons.
AUGGGAACCAAAGUCGGGUACCGUGGGAUAACCACGAUAGCAAAUUCACGGAGUUUUUGUCAGCAUUUCAUGGAUGAUUAUUUUAAAGCAAGUUCAAAAGUCGGGGUGCUGAAAAUUAGGGUUACCAACAUGGAUUCCAUCAAGAACACUAUGCAAAUGCAUGAAGAGAUGUUCAAACACCAGGUACGAGAACUUCAUCGACUGUACAAUGUUCAAAAGAUGCUAAUGGAUGAACUCAAAAAAGAGAUCGGCACAAACAAGUGGGGAAGGAAUGGCAGUUGCUCUGGGGAUCACAUCCGAGCCAUUAAAACGGAAAAGGGCUUCGAUCUGGAGAGACCGGUCGGAGACGAAGAUAGUGAAAUCGAGCUGACACUGAGCAUCGGCGGCGGUUCGAGCAAGAAGAAGGUGGUGAAGAACUCUCAAUCCAAGGGCUAUAAUCAAUCCGGCGGUGAAGGAAUAAGAGAAGUAGAUUCUUCGGGUUCGUUUAAAUCAAAGAAAGGAGAAUAUUUCAAUGGACCCGACACUUCAUCAUUGACCUCUCCAUGGUUUAAGCAUAAACAACCUUUGAACAUAUUCCCAAAAGUUUAA